Dromiciops gliroides (monito del monte) is the source of this 3786-nucleotide messenger RNA. RefSeq names its product gephyrin (gene GPHN). Gene Ontology annotation, molecular function: molybdopterin molybdotransferase activity. NCBI's taxonomy places the organism in Eukaryota, Metazoa, Chordata, Mammalia, Microbiotheria, Microbiotheriidae. Gene Ontology annotation, cellular component: cytoplasm; postsynaptic specialization; postsynaptic membrane. The transcript has 27 exons. Gene Ontology annotation, biological process: gamma-aminobutyric acid receptor clustering; molybdenum incorporation into molybdenum-molybdopterin complex; Mo-molybdopterin cofactor biosynthetic process. The coding region runs from base 474 to 2906 and encodes 810 amino acids. The record is from RefSeq and is a predicted model, not a curated record.
CUCUGCCCCCCUUGCAGCCUUCGACCCCCCAGUCUCCUAGUCACGCGCUCUGACUCCUCCUCCUCUUCGUCCUUCCCUCACGGCCGCCAGUGCCGGGUCGCCUCUAGUCCCCACGCCCCCCUCCCUUUCCUCCCUCCUCCCUUUCCUCCUCCUCUUCCUCCCUAUCCCUCUUCCUCCUCCUCCCUCCUCCCUCCUCCGCGCUCGCGCGCUCCCUCCCUCCCGCUCACUCGCGCGCUCCCGGCCCCGCGCGCUCCGGGCCCCGGGUUUCUCUCGGCUCCUGCCUGUGAGGUGACUGCGCUGGGAAAUAUGGCGACCGAGGGAAUGAUCCUCACCAACCACGACCACCAAAUCCGCGUCGGGGUCCUCACAGCUGCCAGGAAGAAGCCUGCCAUGGUUUUUGGUGUCUCUGGAUCCCCUACCAUAUCAUCCUGCUCUGGUGGCUCUCAGCAGCAGCCAACAAACAGCUACUGAAAAUGCAAGUGAGUGACAGCUGCUUUAGGAACCUUGCAGAAGACCGAAGUGGGAUAAACCUCAAAGACCUGGUCCAAGAUCCUUCUCUGUUGGGUGGGACUAUAUCGGCUUACAAGAUAGUACCAGAUGAAAUAGAAGAAAUCAAGGAAACACUGAUAGAUUGGUGUGAUGAAAAGGAACUUAAUUUGAUUUUAACAACCGGAGGAACUGGAUUUGCACCACGAGAUGUCACUCCAGAGAAAUUCCCAACAUUCCCAUUUUGUGGGCUCCAGAAAGGGGCUACAAAAGAAGUAAUAGAACGGGAAGCUCCAGGGAUGGCCCUUGCAAUGCUGAUGGGAUCACUUAAUGUUACACCUCUGGGCAUGCUAUCUAGACCUGUAUGUGGAAUCAGAGGGAAAACGCUCAUAAUUAACCUGCCAGGUAGCAAGAAAGGGUCCCAGGAAUGUUUUCAGUUUAUACUGCCAGCCCUACCUCAUGCCAUUGACCUUUUACGUGAUGCCAUUGUAAAAGUAAAAGAGGUACACGAUGAACUUGAAGAUUUGCCUUCUCCACCACCUCCUCUUUCCCCUCCUCCUACUACCAGCCCCCACAAACAAACAGAAGACAAAGGGGUUCAGUGUGAAGAAGAGGAAGAAGAGAAGAAAGACAGUGGUGUUGCUUCAACAGAAGACAGUUCCUCAUCACAUAUAACAGCAGCAGCAAUUGCAGCCAAGAAGCAUCCAUUCUACACCAGUACUGCUGCUGUUAUCAUGGCACACGGUGAGCAGCCCAUUCCUGGUCUCAUCAAUUAUUCCCAUCACGCAACAGGCAGUGCAGGAGAACGGAUUCCAGAUUCCAUCAUUUCCCGUGGUGUUCAGGUGCUCCCACGAGAUACCGCCUCCCUCAGCACUACCCCUUCAGAAUCUCCUCGUGCCCAGGCUACAUCUCGCCUCUCCACAGCUUCCUGUCCAACACCAAAACAAAUUAGACGGCCGGAUGAAAGCAAAGGAGUUGCUAGUAGAGUUGGAUCCCUCAAACUCCAUCGAAAGCUGGAGGAGCUCAGAGAUCACCUAGAAGGCAAUGUGAAAGGAUACUCUCUCAGAGUAAAUGUCCAGUCCAGGUGCAGCAGCAAGGAGAAUAUUCUCAGAGCCAGUCACAGUGCUGUUGAUAUCACCAAAGUGGCAAGAAGACAUCGCAUGUCUCCAUUCCCACUGACAUCUAUGGAUAAAGCUUUCAUCACGGUCCUAGAGAUGACACCGGUGCUCGGAACAGAAAUUAUCAACUACCGAGAUGGGAUGGGAAGAGUUCUUGCUCAAGAUGUAUAUGCAAAAGACAACCUACCCCCCUUCCCAGCAUCAGUAAAAGAUGGCUAUGCUGUCCGAGCUGCUGAUGGCCCAGGAGACCGUUUCAUCAUUGGGGAAUCCCAAGCUGGUGAACAGCCCACUCAGACAGUGAUGCCAGGACAAGUCAUGAGAGUUACAACAGGUGCUCCAAUCCCCUGUGGUGCUGAUGCAGUAGUACAAGUGGAAGAUACUGAACUCAUCAGGGAAUCCGAUGAUGGCACUGAAGAACUGGAGGUACGGAUUCUAGUGCAAGCUAGGCCAGGCCAGGAUAUUAGACCCAUUGGCCAUGACAUUAAAAGAGGGGAAUGUGUAUUGGCCAAAGGAACCCACAUGGGCCCAUCAGAGAUUGGUCUCCUGGCAACUGUUGGUGUCACAGAAGUUGAAGUUAACAAGUUUCCAGUAGUUGCAGUCAUGUCAACAGGGAAUGAGUUGCUGAAUCCUGAAGAUGACCUCUUACCAGGAAAGAUUCGAGACAGCAAUCGUUCAACUCUCCUAGCAACAAUUCAGGAACAUGGCUAUCCAACCAUCAACUUGGGAAUUGUAGGAGACAACCCUGAUGACUUACUCAAUGCCUUGAAUGAAGGUAUCAGUCGUGCAGAUGUCAUCAUCACAUCAGGGGGUGUAUCAAUGGGGGAAAAGGACUAUCUCAAGCAGGUGCUGGACAUUGAUCUUCAUGCACAGAUCCAUUUCGGCAGGGUUUUUAUGAAACCAGGCCUGCCAACAACAUUUGCAACCUUGGACAUUGAUGGUGUAAGAAAAAUCAUCUUUGCACUACCAGGAAAUCCUGUGUCAGCUGUGGUCACCUGUAAUCUCUUUGUUGUCCCAGCACUAAGGAAGAUGCAGGGAAUCCUGGAUCCUCGACCAACAAUUAUCAAAGCCAGGUUAUCAUGUGAUGUAAAAUUGGAUCCUCGCCCAGAAUACCAUCGGUGUAUACUGACUUGGCAUCACCAAGAACCACUGCCUUGGGCUCAGAGUACAGGGAAUCAGAUGAGUAGUCGUCUGAUGAGUAUGCGCAGUGCCAAUGGACUGUUGAUGCUACCUCCAAAAACUGAGCAGUAUGUGGAACUUCACAAGGGCGAAGUGGUGGACGUCAUGGUCAUUGGAAGGCUAUGAUGAUCACCAGUGAGAGCAAAGCUUUGAUGCAUGUCUACAUAUCAUUGACUGUAUCCUGUAAUAUGCAACGGCACAGCUAGUUUUUCUGAUUUGGAUAAAAGUUGAUCAGUAUAGUCAACACCUUGACCUAUAUUUCAAAUGAAUUUAAAUAAAUACCUUUUAAAAAAACACCUAAAAAUAAAAUCUUAACAAAGAAAUUUCUUCUGAUUAUAUCAAAGCAACUUUUUCCUUUCUUGCAAUUGCUUUGUGUGUUCAAUGCUAGGUCUGAUAGCGGUAGCUUUUAGUAGACAGCAGUAGGUGCCUGCAGAACUUGUGUUUUUCUCAUCUUUAAAAUACAACUACUUAUGCUCUUUAAACAAGGCUGUCUGCUUAUUUAUACUAGCUUAGGAAACACUUGGAUUUCCCUUCUUAGUAUGCUUCAUAACCACUUCACAGAGAGCUUUGGCUUGUUCUUUCUCUUGUAUCUCGUGUUUAUGUGCACAGUGCCAAAAGAAGACUGACUGUGUGGAGAUCUCGCUCUGCCUUGGGGUGCACCACCCCCUUUGCAGCAGGGUCCAGGGGGAUCUUUCAUCCCAGCAGCCACCUGGCACAGUCCUCUUGGGCAGUAACUGGAUACCUUUUAUUUGAAUAAACAGAAAAAAAAUUGCUUCCUUAAGUGCUGACAGCCUUUUUAACCAAUACAUUUAAAAAUGUACAGAACUAAAAAAAUAAAAAGAAUCAAAGACUGAUCUUGUACAGAUAUUAGUGUUACCAGCAUUCAUGUGGAAAUUAAAUGAGCAGAGAAAUAAGAAACCUAAUGUUGAACAAUUCUGUACCAUAACAUUUUCUGUAAUGAUAUUAAAACUUAAUGAAUAAAAAAAUCCUUGAUCAUUAUUUAAAA